AUGACCCGACUUCUGCAUGCUUUUCAGCUUUUUGGACUUUUGCUCCUAAUAAGCACAGUUGUGGCUGAACAUACAUCCAACUGGGCCGUGCUGGUUUCAACUUCACGGUUCUGGUUUAAUUACCGCCACCUUGCCAAUGUCCUCUCUUUGUACCGAACCGUCAAGCGACUCGGCAUCCCCGACUCCCAGAUCAUCCUGAUGCUCCCCGAUGAUAUGGCCUGUAAUCCUCGAAAUGCGUUCCCCGGAACCGUGUACAGUAAUGCAGACCGCGCGGUGGACUUGUACGGUGACAACAUUGAAGUGGAUUACAGGGGCUACGAAGUCACUGUGGAGAACUUCAUCCGGCUCUUGACAGAUCGCCUGGAUGAAGACGUACCGCGCAGCAAGCGCCUGGGUUCCGAUGCUGGUAGCAAUGUAUUGGUAUAUAUGACUGGCCAUGGAGGAGACCAGUUCUUGAAAUUCCAGGACGCCGAGGAGAUCGGCGCGUGGGAUCUGGCCGAUGCUUUCGGACAAAUGUGGGAAAAGAAACGCUACCACGAGCUGCUCUUCAUGAUCGAUACCUGCCAGGCCAAUACCAUGUAUACCCAUUUUUAUUCGCCUAAUAUUGUCGCCACCGGCUCCAGCGAACUCGACCAAUCCUCCUAUUCCCACCAUGCUGACAACGAUGUUGGCGUUGCUGUGAUUGACCGUUGGACCUACUAUGUACUCGAAUUCCUUGAGACUCAGGUGACGAGUGCUAACUCCAAGUUGACCUUGGGAGAUUUGUUCGACUCCUACGACAUGUCGAAGAUCCACUCUCAACCCGGCGUGCGUUGGGACUUGUUUCCCGGUGGCGAGCCUGAAGGUCGCCUGCGUACUGUCGUCGAUUUCUUUGGCAAUGUGCAGAAUGUCGAGGUUGAGAAUGCCAACGCGACGGAGCCAGGAUCGCUGAAGGAAGAUCUUACCGAGAUCGCAAGACUGGUCGAGAAGUGGCGCAAGCGCGAUGAAGAGUAUUCUGCCGUAAUAGGCAAUUCUUCCCAGUUUCGGGGCGAAGACCCACACUCACAAACUGUCCACCUGGCUCCUAAAAAGACGGUUGGUCCUUCUCGAAUGGCGGAUGAUAGUAGCUGGGGCAAGCGGCUGGUUGGCUUGUCUGUCGUGGGCGCGUGUACCGCCAUCUGGGUUGCUGGGUCAAUCCUGGGCCGUUCAAAGAUCUAA
Molecule: messenger RNA, 1197 nt
Organism: Penicillium macrosclerotiorum
Lineage: Eukaryota; Fungi; Ascomycota; Eurotiomycetes; Eurotiales; Aspergillaceae
Product: GPI-anchored transamidase
Exons: 1
Coding region: 1-1197 (398 amino acids)
Biological process (GO): attachment of GPI anchor to protein; protein localization to cell surface; proteolysis
Cellular component (GO): GPI-anchor transamidase complex
Molecular function (GO): GPI-anchor transamidase activity
Source: RefSeq, a predicted model, not a curated record